CAUCUUGGCACUUUAUUGUGGAGGACCAGCCCCUGUAAAUAAUCUGCGCAGGACCGCAGAGGCGUGUUGUUGUUUUCAAACCGACUGAGGUUAUGACUGGCGGGACCGACUUUCACAAAAGCUACACCAACAGUAAGGACUGUGAGCCCAGAAUGGACGUAGACAUGGACUCUGGUCACAUGGAGAGUGAGCGGGGGGAGCUGGACAGCAGCGUCCCGGCUGCGUGCUCCUCUAACGGCAGCGGCGGGGAAGAGGACGAGGCGGAGGCCAUUGGCCGUGUGAGAGAAGCCGGGGGCUCUAGUAGCCAGCAUAUCCCGGAUGGAGGUGUAUUCUGCGGCGGCAGGGAGCAGGAGGUGUCGGUCGAAAUUGGAGAGACAUAUUUAUGCCAACGAGCCGACAAGACAUGGCAUACGGCAGAGGUCAUUCAGUCCCGGCUGAAUGAGCAGGAGGGAAGAGAGGAGUUCUAUGUUCACUAUGUAGGAUUCAACAGGCGUCUAGAUGAGUGGGUGGGUAAGGCACGCCUGGCACUCACCAAGACGGUGAAGGACGCAGUGAGGAAGAGCACGGAAAUCGGAGCUGUUGGUGAUUUGGGUGAACAGCCUGAAAGGAAGAUCACCCGCAACCAGAAGCGCAAGCAUGAUGAGAUCAACCAUGUACAGAAGACAUAUGCAGAGAUGGACCCAACAACAGCUGCCCUGGAAAAGGAGCAUGAGGCGAUCACCAAAGUAAAAUAUGUGGAUAAGAUCCAGAUAGGAAACUUUGAGAUCGACGCCUGGUACUUCUCGCCGUUUCCUGAGGACUACGGCAAGCAGCCCAAGCUGUGGAUCUGCGAGUACUGCCUGAAAUACAUGAAGUACGAGAAGACCUUCAGACAUCACCUGUCUAACUGUCAGUGGAAACAGCCUCCAGGUAAAGAAAUCUACAGAAGAAGCAACAUAUCUGUGUAUGAAGUUGAUGGGCGGGACCACAAGAUCUACUGUCAAAACCUUUGUCUUCUAGCAAAACUAUUUCUAGACCACAAAACACUUUAUUUUGACGUGGAACCCUUUAUCUUCUACAUCCUCACUGAAGUCAACAAACAGGGAGCGCACAUCGUCGGAUACUUCUCCAAAGAGAAAGAGUCUCCAGAUGGGAAUAACGUGGCGUGUAUUCUCACACUGCCGCCUUACCAACGCAGAGGCUACGGAAAGUUCCUCAUAGCUUUUAGUUAUGAGCUGUCGAAGCUGGAGAGUGCGGUGGGCUCCCCAGAGAAGCCUCUAUCUGAUCUUGGGAAGCUGAGCUACAGAAGCUACUGGUCCUGGGUCCUGCUGGAGAUCCUGAGGGACUUCAGGGGAACGCUGUCCAUCAAGGACCUCAGCCAGAUGACCAGCAUCACACAGAGUGACAUCAUCAGCACGCUGCAGUCGCUCAACAUGGUGAAGUACUGGAAAGGUCAACACGUUAUCUGUGUGACGCCCAAACUGGUGGAGGAGCACCUGAAGAGCGCCCAGUACAAGAAACCCCCAAUCACAGUGGACACUAUGUGUUUGAAGUGGGCGCCCCCCAAAAAUAAACAAGCCAAGUUAUCGAAGAAGUGAAAGGCGGAGCCGGGAAGCAACAUCUGUUCGCCAAGUCCACCUGUUUUUAUAUCAUCUGCCAUGUUCUUUUUCUCCUCAACUGGUGAAAAACCUGCUGUUGUUAAAACAAACUGUAAAUAAUCAUUAGUAGCUGUAUCUGUCAGUAUUUUCUUAAAAUAUGUAUACAAAAAAUCUCAGACUUGUGUCCUCAUUUCUUUCCUGAAUAUCAGCUAGUAAGUAUGCAAAACUCAAUUUAAAAAAUAUAAGUUUAAAGGCUACCGAUUAGUUAAAAUGUUGAAUUUGUAAGGGUUUAUUUAAAAAAUAAAUGGAUUUGAUAUGUCUAAAAGUCACAAUAGCUUUUUGCCAAAAAAUACAAA
This is a messenger RNA of Centropristis striata (black sea bass), 1933 nucleotides long. RefSeq names its product K(lysine) acetyltransferase 8 (gene kat8). The record is from RefSeq and is a predicted model, not a curated record. Bases 93 to 1577 code for a protein of 494 amino acids. The transcript is spliced from 11 exons. Lineage: Eukaryota; Metazoa; Chordata; Actinopteri; Perciformes; Serranidae. Gene Ontology annotation, molecular function: histone acetyltransferase activity. Gene Ontology annotation, biological process: regulation of DNA-templated transcription.